Molecule: messenger RNA, 717 nt
Organism: Iphiclides podalirius (scarce swallowtail)
Lineage: Eukaryota; Metazoa; Arthropoda; Insecta; Lepidoptera; Papilionidae
Source: the annotation of a GenBank genome assembly
AUGGUGCCUUAUGCUAUAUCGGGGGCAAAUGGAGUCGCGAUGUCCGCUGCCAAUCAUCCGAAUAUGGCAACCAGUGGGUCUUUGACGGGUCAUGGUAUGCAGCCAGCAAACAUACCAUACUCGAGUGUGUAUGCUCAAAGUCCCUCCGGCACUCAAACUGCAAAUUAUUUAGCUAAUACAAACAUGGCCAACGCAAUUACAAAUGCUAACAUGGUUAAUUCAAGAGGACUUAGUUCGGGUUUGGAGUAUGGUGGGGCAAGCGGUCUAGUUCAUGGAACCUUAGCUUCUAGCAGCUUGGCUGCGAAUGCUGCAAAUGCAAAUGCAGUGGCGAACGCAGUAAAUACCGCUAAUGCCAUUAUUUCCGCAGAUAAUAUGGCAAACAAUAUUAUAAAUGCUUAUGAAAACGUGCUGGCGAAUGCAGAAGAUACUAAGUUGAUUAACCCAAACAACCCAUCGCCAGUUUUAAAUGGUAACAUGGCUACAUUUUACCUCGGAAACAACGGGAACACAUUUACAGUGACAAGUGGGUCUCCUGGCUCUCAAGGAGUCGGUGUUCAAGUAAUGGCUGAUGCUCUAGAAGUAGGAGGGACGGUAGCAGUAAAUGGCAGAAUACCUAUUUACGGCAUUGUUGGCAUUAACGGGAAUGUACCAACCGAUGGAAUGGCUUCAGUUAGUUACAGCUGUGCGAAUCCUAGUAAUUUGUUAUAUACGAAUUUA